Oncorhynchus mykiss (rainbow trout) is the source of this 8299-nucleotide messenger RNA. It is a transcript of the gene kcnc3a, whose product is annotated as potassium voltage-gated channel subfamily C member 3a. Gene Ontology annotation, biological process: action potential; protein homooligomerization; potassium ion transmembrane transport. The record is from RefSeq and is a predicted model, not a curated record. Gene Ontology annotation, cellular component: presynaptic membrane; dendrite membrane; voltage-gated potassium channel complex. Gene Ontology annotation, molecular function: delayed rectifier potassium channel activity; protein binding. Lineage: Eukaryota; Metazoa; Chordata; Actinopteri; Salmoniformes; Salmonidae.
AUGCUCAGUUCGGUGUCAGUCUCCUCUUUCAAAGGACGCAAGGGUGGGAACAAGUCGCCCAACAAAGCAUGUUACAGUGCAGACAUGACUUGUCCGCCAGACAGCGAGAAAAUCGUAAUAAACUGCGGAGGGGUGCGACACGAGACUUACCGCAGCACCCUCAAAACUUUGCCCGGUACCCGCUUAUCUUGGCUUACCGAUCCGGACGCGUUUAGCAACUUCGACUAUGACCCCAAAAUCGACGAGUUCUUCUUCGACCGCCACCCCGGCACAUUCACAUUCAUCCUCAACUACUACCGCACAGGCAAGCUUCACUGUCCCAACGAUGUGUGCGGCCCAUUGUUCGAGGAGGAGCUCGCCUUCUGGGGCAUCGACGAGACGGACGUGGAGGCGUGCUGCUGGAUGAACUACCGUCAACACAGGGAUGCCGAAGAGGCGCUGGACAGCUUCGAGCAGCCCGAGCCAGAGGAGCCGGAAGACGACCUGGAGCUGACUGCGGACGGAGAGCUCAAGAGGCUGUGCCUGCAUGAAGACGGGCGCAAGAGGAGCUGGUGGAGUGUGUGGCAACCCUAUUUCUGGAAUCUUUUUGAGGAUCCAUAUUCUUCCAAGAAUGCCAAGUACUGUGCGUUCCUCUCCCUUCUGUUCAUCCUCAUCUCCAUCACCACCUUCUGCCUGGAGACGCACGAGGCCUUCAACACCAUCUACAACAAAACGGAGAACGUGACGGUGGGCAAUGUGACGCGCCAGGAGAUCGUCUACGAGGUGGUGACCGACGGCUGGCUCACCUAUGUGGAGGGAACGUGCGUCAUCUGGUUCACCAUCGAGGUCAUGAUGCGCGUGAUCUUCUGCCCUUGCAAGAAGGAGUUCUUCAGUAGCACCCUCAAUAUCAUUGACUUUAUUGCCAUCAUGCCCUUCUACCUGGAGGUGGCGCUGAGCGGCCUGGAUUCCAAAGCCGCCAAAGACGUGUUGGGCUUCCUGCGAGUGGUGCGCUUCGUCAGGAUCCUGCGUAUCUUCAAGUUGACUCGUCACUUCGUGGGCCUGCGGGUGCUGGGCCACACGCUCCGCGCCAGUACCAACGAGUUCCUCCUCCUCAUCAUCUUCCUCGCCCUCGGAGUGCUCAUCUUCGCCACCAUGAUCUACUACGCCGAGCGCAUCGGCGCCGACCCUGACGACCCUACGGCCGCCAAACACACAAACUUCAAGAACAUCCCCAUUGGCUUCUGGUGGGCCGUGGUCACCAUGACCACUCUGGGCUACGGGGACAUGUACCCCGAGACGUGGUCGGGGAUGCUGGUGGGCGCGCUGUGCGCCCUGGCGGGGGUGCUGACCAUCGCCAUGCCUGUGCCCGUCAUCGUCAACAACUUUGGCAUGUACUACUCACUGGCCAUGGCCAAGCAGAAGCUGCCCAAGAGGAAGGGCAAGCACAUCCCUCGGCCCACCAUGCCGGGCUCGCCCAACUACUGCAAGCCAGACGCCCUGGCCAUGGCCACCGCCGGGCCGGGUAUGGUGAGCUCAGGCAGCCUGGGGGGAGGGGACUGCCCUCUGGCCCAGGAGGAGAUCAUCGAGAUCAACAGGACAGAUUCCAAGCAGAAUGGCGACGCUGCCAACGCAGCCCUGGCUAACGAGGACUGCCCCACCAUAGACAUGGUGCUUGGGGAGGAGAGGAGUCCUGCUGCUGGGGGUCUGGGCACCGGCGGGAGCCGUGAGCGUUAUCCCCAUGACCGCGCCUGCUUCCUCCUCAGUACUGGAGAGUUCCGUGCUACAGACGGCAACGUGAGGAAAGUGUUGAGUUUCUAAAAUUCCCCUUCCUGUCCAAGAAGAGGAACAACCAUAGGACACAAUUCACCCAGAGCUCCCUACUGGAUUCACUGUGGGCUGGAGGAAUAUGUAACCGGAGAGAGAGAGAGAGAGAGAGAGAGAGAGAGAGAGAGAGAGAGAGAGAAAAAAGGAGAGAGAGCGAGAGAAAGAAAGAAAGAGAACUGAAGGUGAUGGUGAUAAUGGGCGGAUGAUAGAGGACAACGAGAGUCAAAGAGAUUUGUUCAUCCCUUCGCACCAGAAGCAUCCUUCGUUCCUGUGGACUCCUCAAUCAGCACCAUGCUGUAGAAAACAAACUCCAGACCAACAUAACAGACUUACAGACUGAAACACAUACCUUAUGUCAGCAUACUUUACCGUGUCUUACUAUACUAAGUUUAUUGACAUUGAAAUCCCAGACAAAUUAUAAAAGAAACAAAAAAUAGAACAGAAUGCCCCUAGGAAAGAGCCAAAGAGUUAUGGGACAGUAGGACAGUGUUCCACAACUUGGUUGUCAUCCUACUGUAUCAUAGACAAUGCAUGCUCUUAACCACUGUCAAAUGUUCCCUUAGACAAAUGACAUGUUACCGGCUCUCAGAUACAGUAUAUUCAAUUGUUUUUAAAUCUUCCUAUUUGGUACUUCAAAGAUCGGACAUACAGUACGGUAGGCAACAUAAACAAACUGCUGCAGUGGUCUGAGAUUACUCAACACAGUCAGUGUGGACAUGACUACAGAAAAGGCGAGCCAGGUGCUAGCCAAUGGCAAAACACAUUGAAAUAACAGUCAUUUUACUGCUUUGCAGCCAUACACUAUGCAAAGCUAGGAGGCCGACUGACCAUUGCGUCCAGUGACUCCUGAGUCGGCCCACUAUGGUGACGCUACCUGCUUAUGUAAAGUCAGUCACAGCUGUUGGACUGUUUUCAGUGAUUGACAGCCCUUCUCUUACCCUCUCACAAGAGACACAGAAGAUACUGAAUGAUGGGCCACAAUAGUAGAGCUACCAGUUAUAUAGUAUACCAGGCCAUUGGUAAUUUCAUAGAAACCUGCACAUAGGUCUGACAUACGAUACACUCCCUGACUGACUGAUGCUGACUCGUGUUGCAUGAGAGAGGGUGUGGGCUGACCCUAACAGACCUACUCAUCGACCACUUUGAAGGAUUUGGGCCUAAAGAAAACCAGAGUGUGUGUGCGCGUGUGAGAGUGUGUGCGCUGGAGAGUUGAGGAGGACGCCAAAGGAGAGAGACACUGGAAGCAUGACCGCAAUGCGCAUGCCAAGAACGCCAUCGACUGCUGGGAAAACGAGGACAUACGUUGCCCUCUCUUUCUCGCUCUCAAUCGCUCCCUCUCUUUAUCUCCAACCCUCUGCAUCUCAGCGUUGCUGCUCCUCCUCCGUAGCAAACUGCAUGGCAUGAUCGAGAAAAAAAACCUGAGGAACGAAACGUAGAGAACAAAAAGGAUGGAGAGAGAGACCAGAGAGACUUUAUUUUUUAAACCAAACAAUCAUAGUCACAUCAACCUUUUUCAAAAAGAUCCAAUUGGUAACUAUUUGCAAGUGUCAAGAUAACAAACGGCCAACAGCACGUUGAGAGAGUGGCUACUGUAAAGGUCUCUCUCCUUUCUGUAGAAAGGAUGAAGGUCAAAGAGCACUGCACCUCUGGGGGGGAUCACAAGGAAGUGCGAGAAAAGAGCGGGAAGAGGGUGAACUUUGAUAAACAAUUCCGGGAAAAAGUGAAAAUGCAUUUUUAUUACUUUGUUUACCAGCAUGACUAUUCUGCAUGAGUAUACUUCUGCAAGCCCUAACCCCACCCCCCUCCCUAAAAAAGAGGGCUAGGAAUUGAAAAAAAUGUACAAAAUUGAGACGAAACAAAAAAUAUUUAUGUUAUAUGCAACUCAUUUUAAAAAAGAGCAGGAUUAUAUAAAAAAAAAUCUAUAUUUUGUUUUGGGAUAAUAAAAAAAAAGGAAUAACGAAAAAAAUAUAUAGGAUUGCAAGAUACACAUUGAACAAUGUUUUCUUAGACAAAUAAGAUAAACACACACCACAAAAUCUACCAGAGAUGAACUGUGCGAGGAACUUCCCCUGAUACUACAACUACUCUACUACUACUUUGAUGACAACUCUUCUCCCUCUCUGCUACUUCUUCUUCUACUGCUCUCACUCUCUGGUCCUACCGCCCUGAUUGCGCUCCCUGCUGCCAAUUCACUGUCUUCCACCCCACUGUCCAUCCAGGUCCCCUCUCCACUGUCUUGUCUGCAUAACUCUGUUUAGUUGGACUGUGCUCAGAUCCAAUGGGUCAUAUUUACUAGGAUCCAAACGGGCCGGGAACGGACUAUACCUAAACUUGUCUAACAAGUUUUCCGCUGCAAACCUGUUUGCUACGGUGUGCACCAAUGAAUACGACCAUGAUGGACUCGGUUUUUUGGUUCUUUCAUUCUCGUGCUCAAGGUGGGAGAUGGCAGCUUCACCACCGGGACUCGGUUGUAGACUCUAUAAGGUCUCGGCUAACUAAAGCAGUUUAGCGAUACCUAGCAGAGAUUAAACCUCACCCCGCCCCAAGGCUAAAAACCCACUGCGCAUUGGGAGAAAGUAUUUGAUCUGGUGAACGAGAUUAGCGAGGACCUAACACACAACAAAUAACAUGGAUUGGAUUGUGUAGCCCAAUAAUACUGUAGCUCUGACCCUGUACUGUAGCUAGCACCUGUAGCACUGCGCUGACUGGCCAUAGAUAAGGCUAUAUUAGCUCAGCCCUGAUAUUGUAACUAUACAAUGCGUAGCUUUGUGCUGCUAUGACAUAAUGUACUGUAGGCCCAUCUCCCUGAUUAUGGGGAUGUGUAUAACAUGUCGUUGUGGCAUUUAACCCCCAACUGCUGCUGGUGCCCCCGGCGUUGGUGAAGCAGCCAUCUUUGCUCCAUUUCCCAGGUGGGGAUAGCAUAUUGGCCAGGAAAACUGCUGUUCAAAGAUGCGUGAAGGGAACGCCAAAACUGUCUUAUCUAUUCUAUUCUGUCAUAAUGAGCUUUGUUGUCGUUUCUGUUGAUGAACAAAAGCUCUCGUUGACCUUCCACUACCCCUGCCUGUUUCGCAGUAUGACUGUAUGCAUCGCACCAGGCACCUCACCACACUCUUAACAACAGAUUUUUUUUGUUUUAUUUCCCCCUUUUUUCCAUGUUUCUUUUCAAGUGAUUUUGUUGUUGUUGUGUUCUGUUUCUAGGCCUGUAUAUAUAGGUAAUGUCGCCAGUCACGGCAAACCCUUAGCUAGACCCACAUCAGAGUUGAGAUAAUAUGUCGUUUAUCCCCAAUGAAGAGUGCCGUCAUCUGAGCCGUGGUUAGUCUCUAGGUGACACUGGUCUAGCCGAGUGUUCCAGCAGAGCAGGGUUAAUCUGAAGGGUGUUAUUUAAUGUUACAAUGGGGGAGGAGGAGAGGAGCGUUAAUGUUUGAGGGGGGGGGGGGGGGGGGGAGACGUCACUUCAGACCGUGUCAAAUACAAUUUGGGUCACAUUCAUUUGCAUAUUGCUCGUUUUAGAUUUUUGUCUCAAAUGAGUGUUAACUUGUGUUCACUUCCCAAAACGGUUCCUUUGUUUUUGUUUGUUUAUUUGUUAUUAGGCAAUGAUGAUGAUUUUGAUGAUGUUCCAGAGAGGCUGGGGGCUAACUACUGAGAACUGAGCAACUAACUAUGCAAGAGUUUGACUGUAGCAUACGAUUAACUUCAGUGUUUCAUUGUGCCAAAGGAGUUCAGUGUGUUGGGUCUGUUUGUCUGUUGUGUGGGAGGGCAAGAAUGGGGUAGGGUAAGGAUGGAAAAAAGGAGGCAGCUACUAUAUCUAGCAUGGUGCAUUGUUUACUGAAAUGAAUGGGGGUGUGGGGGUUAAAGUAAUUAGAAUAGGGCCCCCCCUGAAGAUCUCUGGAGUUUGCUACUCAGGAUAUGUCCCUGUACUCACAGUUUUCAUUUGAUACACUGGAUCUCUGUCAUUCAUCACCUUAUGUCUGAUUCCUCCCCCUUUUCCUUUUCCUUCUCAUCCUCAACCCCAUUCCUUUCACAUUCAUUCCUUCUCAACACCUGCCUACUCCUUCUCUCACUCUCUCCCUUUCUUAUGGCACGAUGUUUGUUACAAAAAGAAUGAUUUGAUAUGAUAGAGAUAAGUAUCCAUAGAUUAUGGAAGGAUGCAUCACUACUAGACAUUUCAUUCUGAAGAUGGAAAUGAUUGUUUGUGAGGUAGAGAGGGAGAGGGAUCGAUCGGGUGCAAGGUGGAUGGGAAGAAGAGGAGAUGGGCACAACUGGCUUAGAUACAGGUAAAGACAGAGGUGAAUGGAUCACCCCCCCCCCCCCCCCCCAUCAACCUUCUGGUAGCACACCCCACACAGACACGUUAAAUGGAAAUAUAGACCGUUCCAUUUAAAAUGUCAGGGGGGAGGGGGUGGGGGGUCUAUUGUCAGAGCAAUAAUUUGUUCCAAACCCUCGAUUUUGUGGGGGAGUCCAAUGCCAUUUACCUAUACUUACUGUCAAAGAAAGCUUAUCACCUGUAAAAAAGAAAAGGAAAAAAAAAGGAAUCUGUUAAAUACUUUAUUCUGUAUUGUUUUCAUCUUGAUUUUAAAGCAUGCAUCCACAUCUAGUCUCUGAGUUUUGGGAUGGGUUUUCACAAAACAGGUGGUGAAUAUACUGUGAAUAACCGCCAUCUUGUGUGAAUGACUGUACUACCACUUUGUGUCAGUAGGAAUGUGUGUGUGUGUGCUACCAGAAGACACGUUGUGCAGGUGGGGGUGUGUGUGAUCCUCCACGCCCACUUGAGAGGAUUGACAGCUCAACACUUGCAUAACUUUACUUGAAACCCAAAUACAAAACAUAUCAAGAAAGGAGCAGAGUAAAGCCAGAAACCCCACUGUCAUAUAUUCUCUUUCCCCGUCUUUCCUCCCUCUCAUCCCCGUCUCCUAUCCCCCUCUCUUUCUCUCCCUCCUCCACACAUUUUUGAGGAAGAAGCUCUUUUUGCAUCCUUGUUCUUGUGUUUUUCUAACAUAUUGUUUGAAGUUGAAUUCUAAUGCAUGCGCGGGAGAGAAAAAAAAAGACGACUUAACUUAUUUGUGAAUGGCCAGAAUGAAGUAACUCUCUUUUCGCCGGCAAUCUCUGUCUUCCUCUUUCAGCCAGUGGUGAGAUGAUGGGGGGGAAUAUGCAAACUGAAACACUCUUUAAAAAAAAAUGUCUAUAUCACUGUUUUAUGUUCAUUUUUUUGUUGUCAUAUUUUUUGUUUACUGCAGUGUGGCUUGACUGAAGUGAUAGAAAUACACUGGCUAUCGUUCUGUGUAUUGCGCUUGGAAGGAAAGGGAGGUGAAAUAGGCUCAGUUUCAUGAGUCCGAUAUCUUUCCUAAUACACAUACAACCGUUUGGGAGAUCUCAGCAGUGCUAGUAGCAUUGUGCCAAUCUGUCCAUUCUGUUCCAUUUGUACAUGUCCCUCUGUCUUUUGCAUCUGUACAUCUCUAUAUAUCAUUCUGCCUGUCACUUCUUCUGUCUAUAACAGUAGAUGUAUCUCUUAUUCUACCCCUCUAGAUACAGAUACGUCAAUACCGUUGUUUUCUGUUAAUUUUCCUUAUUUGGUGUUUUGACUUAAUUUCUUAUAAUUUGGUGCCUUGUUUACUCUUUUGUCUGAUUCAUGUUGUCGGUGAUUUGUGUUAUGAAUUUUACAUUUGAAAGAACAUUGCACUACUAGCACCAAUGCAGCUAAUGUUUCUAUUGGUCCUGCCAACUGUUGUGACUACAUCGCCGCUAAGCGAAUAAGGCACUGGGUGCAGCCAUGCCACUUUCCUAUCAGGGGAGAAAGAGAGGGAAGACAGAGACGGGAGAAGAGAAGGUUACUACAAUAACACUGAAUGGGGUUUAUGCUAUAAAGACUGAUGCUGGAUACAAUUUUAAUGUCAUAACACAGAAAAAAAUGAAAUAAUCAAGAACUGUAUAAAAUAUAUUUCAAUGGAAUGUUUAUUAUUUACCUUUUAUAUUUUUGAAAUGUGUAAAGAAAAAAUAUGAAUAAACAGUAAUAAUUUAACCAAGUUUGUGAAAAAAGAGACUUAAACACAGUUCUAUUGUUAAAAGUAUGAAAGUUUGAAAGUGAAUGCUAAUUAAACUUAAAACUCUUCUCCAUUACAGAUAGGAAAAUAAAACAAGAAUAAUAAAACGAAAUACCCACAAAAUUAACUGGAAAAAACAAAUCCAAUUUAAAGAGAAAACGUCAAAAACGCUAUAAAAAUAUUAAAAGCUUAUGCCAAAAUUUUCUAUUUGUGUCCUGUGCAUUUUUUUUGUACAUUUAGCUAACAAUUACUAUCACGACUGAUAUUAUGGAGCUGACUGACUGACUCAUGUUGAGGACUUUUAGGGGUCAUAGUUAACAUGAUUAUUGCAGAACAAACAUCGUCAAGUCAUAUUGAUUUUGUUUGUCCUAAUAAAAUGUCCCAUUUAAUACAUUACAUUCAAGUCAAACGUCCCAGACGUUUUUUUGUUGUUAUCAAAAUACAUGUUUCAUACAUUU